Tetrapisispora phaffii CBS 4417 is the source of this 438-nucleotide messenger RNA. RefSeq names its product Mim2p (gene MIM2). The record is from RefSeq and is a predicted model, not a curated record. Gene Ontology annotation, cellular component: mitochondrial outer membrane. NCBI's taxonomy places the organism in Eukaryota, Fungi, Ascomycota, Saccharomycetes, Saccharomycetales, Saccharomycetaceae. Gene Ontology annotation, biological process: protein insertion into mitochondrial outer membrane; mitochondrial outer membrane translocase complex assembly. The coding region runs from base 1 to 438 and encodes 145 amino acids. The transcript has a single exon.
AUGGCUAAAAACACCACUUUAGAAACAUCGAUUAAUCCAUUUGAUGUUUUGCAAUCUUUAGAAUCGGAUUCUAGUAUGGAUGAAUUAUUUUCAGAUGGUCAACAAAACUCUACGAUUGAACAGCUUGAUAUAGUGGAACCAGAAAUUAAUAAUGAAAAAAUUACAGUUGAACACAUCACAGAGGGAAAAGAAGAAGAAGAAGGAGAAGACAAUGAUGAAGAAGAAAAUAAUUAUGAAAAUAAUGAUGACAUAUAUGUAGAUUACGAUGAAGAGAUUCUCUUAGAAGCACAGUUGUUGGAUGCUCAACAGCAAUGGGAGGAAUCACUACAACAACUUAAUAAAGUUUUAAAUUGGUUAGUUCUGCCUUUAUUUGGAAAGUUUCUGGGGAGAAGAACAUCGAAAGUUAUUUGGAAGAAAGUAAUGAAUUAUCUCUGGUAA